This is a messenger RNA of Lactuca sativa (garden lettuce), 369 nucleotides long. Lineage: Eukaryota; Viridiplantae; Streptophyta; Magnoliopsida; Asterales; Asteraceae. The record is from RefSeq and is a predicted model, not a curated record.
AUGUCCGAAGAAAAUAAAGAAACUUACGCCAAGCUAAAAUCCAUGGCACAACCUAGUGAUCGAAAGGAUGAUGAUGAAGCAUCUGAGUCAAAGCACAACCAGUUGGUAGCACAAGAAGAAGACGGUGAUUACGACUGUCAAACUCCAACCUCUGAUGAUCACAAGAUCCAGCCACCGCGUUUCUCCUUGCCGCCACCACCACCACCACGCAAACUCUUGCAGAAGAGAAUAAGGAGGUCGUCGGUUGACAGAACACUGAUGGAAUUCUUCGAACACACCAGGCGCGAAGAGGUAGAUGCGUUUUUCCAAUCAUUUACCGUUAGGGUUUCUUCGUCGACCUCUAGGAAAAAGCGAAGUCAUAGUGUAUGA